Molecule: messenger RNA, 1962 nt
Organism: Hansenula anomala
Lineage: Eukaryota; Fungi; Ascomycota; Saccharomycetes; Phaffomycetales; Wickerhamomycetaceae
Exons: 1
Coding region: 1-1962 (653 amino acids)
Source: RefSeq, a predicted model, not a curated record
AUGUUUAAAAGUGGAGUUAGAAUCACCAAGUAUCACCAAAGGUUAUACGCUCAUGGGCGGCUCUCCAUACAAUUACAAAGAAAGUAUCUUUUGAAUACACCAGCUAGUGGCUCAUGUGCUUUAUUCAGCUCUUCACAAACUAAUGUUGGAAACUCUCAAGCUAGCACCAGCUAUAAUACUGGCAGAUCAGAGAGUCUUGGUGAUAAUACAGAUAGCCAGCUGCUAGAAUUAGAUCCUCCAUUCUUGCAUUAUAAUGAGUUUUUACAAACUGAUGAACACGGUAUAACAACACUUGAAACUUUUAGUGAAUAUUUUGAUCUGACAUUUGGCCUUUUUAGAAUUGGUUUCAAGGAAAAAAUUCCAGUAGAACUAAUUCCAAAGAUCCUUAUGAGCUCACCAAGUCCAGCCAGUGGUUAUUGGAAGUUUCCCAAACCUGUUCAAGGUAAAAAAGAACAUCAUGCUUCUCUAGUGCUGCCUAAAAGAUUCAGACGUAUCAACCAGAUUGAGAUUGAAGAAUUUGACCAAAGGGAAAUUGAAAGAGGAAUUUCAAAAGAGUUUAACAAGUUGAAUGAAUUCUUUAAUAUUAAAUGCUCAAUUAUGACAAAACAAAAAGUAUUUCAAGUUCUUUCCAACAUAGCUGAUGCAAAUGUUUCUCAUCUAAUAGAUGGACCAGAGAGUGAAAGUGGCAUCAAAACCAUGUGCUUGAAAUAUAUCUUUGGGCCUGUUCUCCAAAUUAUAAACCUAAUUAAUAGGCCCUCAAUACUUCUUAAAUUAACAGAACAAGAACCUACUUGUCACAAGAGAGCUGACUUAACUAUAAAAAAUUGUGGAAGUGGGUCAUCUUGCAUCCUGGAGUUCGAAAGGAGUCUACCAAGUGUUCAUGAUAUUCGAAAGAUGGAGCCGACAGAAAUAUUAGAGAUAGAAGGUUUUGAACAAACAAUACAAUCAAUAAUUAGUUCCAACACCACACUUGGUAUAUUAACAAGCUAUAAAACUACAAUAAUCAUUGAAAUGGAUUGGGAUAAGUGCUGGUUUGACCAUGAUACUUGUAAAUUAAAGUUAAGAAUGCUUUCUAUUGAUAAUGACCAACCGCUCAUGACUUUGAAAGGUAUACUUAUUUACUUUCUAUCAAAACAUUUGGUAUAUAAUUCAAGUGCUGAGAAGAAGAGAAAGUUGCGAGAUUUAGUAGAAUGGGCAAGAAGAGAACACAUAUUGAAUUUGAGUUAUGAAGAACGGCAGAAGCAUUAUCAUGAACUUUGUGAGUCUUUUGUAAGUGAAUGUUCACCAAAAGAGAUGAUAAAUAUUGAGCUAAACUUUCAAGAGGAUCAAUCAUUGAAAUUUAUGGAAAGUGAUAUAUCAGAUAUGGAAAAAGAAUUGAACUUUUUUCAAUUGCAAAAGAGACAUUUCCCUAAAGAUUUGAUGGAUGUUAAUGACAAAGGUGAUGACUUAGUCUUUGUGAAAUUAUUCAACCCAAUAUCAUUCCCGCUAGGUGAAGAUGCAUUCGAGAAUCAAGCCAUAUUGGAAGAAAAAUAUUCAUAUGAACUCUACCAGUUGAAGCAAUUACAGGAGACUGAAUCUCGAAAGCAGUUAAGUCUGAGUAACUUUAAGCUCUGGAAAAGUGGCUUUGUCCAGAUCAGAAAUGAAAAAUCACAAUUGUUAUGUGUGGGUGAAAUGAUGGCUUUUGUACAUAAAGGUUCUGAUAUUGAGAAUUCGAAGCCUUUACCACUCAUGACCAAAUCAGAUAUGCUGAGUCAAGCUUUGGGAAAAUUAGAGAGAUAUCAUCAAGAAGGGUUUGGAUUGGGUGAAUACCUCGAGGUUGAGCCAAUAGUUGCCCUUCAUAAUGGUGAAAUUUCGCUAUUGGGUUCUAAAAAUUACAAAGGUGAGGUUCCAUAUGACAGAAGAAUUUUUGAGAGACAAGUUUUGAAGCAAUGUAUUGAUGAUGGAGAGAUACUUGAGCUGUGA